CAGGAGGCUGGAUAUCCUGGCCACAUAAAUGUUGCUACGUCUUUGGCCGCGGAUGGCUGUAGGAAUGUAGGAAGCGGAGGAAGGGUGGGAAGCGUAGGAAGGAUAGGAAGGGAGUGUUUGGUGUGGGCUGGUGCGAAUGGUGUUCACCGCAAAGUACGCAGACGGGAGCAGUUAUCACGGUUAUAUAGCAGCAUGUUGUGUCAUGGGAGGUUAGAAGCUCGAAGGUAGGAGUUUGCUGAAGAUAUAUUUUAGCACGGAUGUUGUGUGUUCAAAAGAAAAAAUCAUCCAUCAUUACACAAAUGAAGCUGACUAUCAGCCUAUGCAUACUUUUCGGCACUGGAACAACAAUGGCUUUUCCACAGUCUUCCUUUUAUGCAGGAAAUCGAAAAGAAAUUUACCCAAAUGUUCUUUCUCGCUUUGGUGGUGAUGACACUAAUGUUGAUAAUCGUUUUGGAGAAAAUAGCCCAUCAACAAGUUCAGUAGCUCCAACCAGCACUCGUACCGACUCUCUUCAUGAUCCUGAUAUUGUAUCCCGAGUAGCAACCUGGCCAAAAGAGCAUCAACCAUUCUGGUACCUCAAUUCCUUACAUAUUAACAGUCAGCGUGGACAGAAUGUUCCUUGCAGAAACUGUGUGAAUCAAGAAUCUAUUCCGCAACCUCUACCACGAUCUCCAUUUGCACAAAUAAACUAAGAAUUUCACUGAUCAGUUACUAAAUGAUGCACAGAAUGUACCAUCAUGUUCACUCUCUGAAUAAUUUACAACAUUAAUUGUAAUAGUGCUUUAAAAUGUUGGAAAACCAGAAAUUGUAAUAAAAUGUGUGCUGUUUUAGUGCAAAUGUAAGAUCCAAUAAAAAGCAUUUUGAACCAUUUCACCUCAUAA
Messenger RNA from Cryptotermes secundus, 881 nucleotides. RefSeq lists its product as uncharacterized. The transcript is spliced from 2 exons. The record is from RefSeq and is a predicted model, not a curated record. Bases 258 to 692 code for a protein of 144 amino acids. Lineage: Eukaryota; Metazoa; Arthropoda; Insecta; Blattodea; Kalotermitidae.